Tyto alba (common barn owl) is the source of this 3047-nucleotide messenger RNA. RefSeq names its product bMERB domain-containing protein 1. The coding region runs from base 45 to 623 and encodes 192 amino acids. Lineage: Eukaryota; Metazoa; Chordata; Aves; Strigiformes; Tytonidae. The transcript has 7 exons. The record is from RefSeq and is a predicted model, not a curated record.
CGGCGGAACGGCGCUGGAAGGACCGGAGCGGGCAGGGCUGCGGCAUGGAGGGCAGCCGGCCCCCCUCCCGGUACGGAUCGCUGGAGCCCACCCGGUGGCCGCCCGCCGGCGCGGGGGCAGAGGAUGAGAUUGUUUCCAUGGCUGACUCGACCACCACCAUCGAUGACAUUGAAGGGGAGCUCUUCAAAAUCGAGAGGAUCAGGGAGAUCCUGGUGAGGAGGGAGUCAGAGCUGCGGUACAUGAUGGAUGACAUUCAGCUUUGUAAAGAAAUCAGCCGGCUGAAAAAGGAGCUUCAAAAACUCAUAGCUCUUCCAGAGAAAGAGAAGUCCAAUGAGGAGAAGCAGAGGGAAGAGGAGCUGGUACAGCAGAUACACAAGCUGGUGGAAACACGGGAUUUCCUGGUGGAUGAUGUGGAAUUUGAGAGGCUCAGGGAAAGGGAAGAAGACAAGGAAAUGGCAGAGUUCCUGCAAAGUAAGCUCUCCAAAAGCUACCUCCAGAAAGCAACUCCUGUCAAAGAGAAGAAAAUGACUUCCAGAGGGCAGCAAACCUCUGCACCAUACAUGACCAAAACGGGCCUCACCCUGCUCAAGGAGUGCUGUGGCUUCACCUGCUCCAUCAUGUAGGCCAGCCCCCAGCUCCUCUGCACAGGAUAUGACCAUGGUCUCCAGGCAGAGUCCACAAUCUGCUCGCCUCCGAGAGUUUCAACUUCCCGUCAUUGCUCAUGCUUCCCACUGCAGCACCACCACCAAAGAGACUUCCCAAGCAGGCUGGUGCAAUCUUGAAUGAUGGCGUGUGUCCCUGGUGCCAUGUCAACGGUUGUCUCCUCCAUGACAUCAACAAACACCAAAUUCCACCUGAGCUCAGCUUGGAAGAGGUGUGUGCAGCAGCAGCAAGCGAGUCCACGACAAAGAGGACCAGUGCAGCCCUUCACCCAGACAGAGUAAUAAAAAAAGCAUUGGGAGCUAAAGUUUAGAGAACCUUGUGCUCCAACAUUCAAGAGAUGCUGUGGCCUCAGAUGAUGUCUCAUCCUUAGCCUUGUGCCACCUUGUGAGUUCCUGAGGACUCUUGAUGGGGAAUGUCUCUGGGCUGGCUUUCAUCGGUUUUAUUGCAAGGUGCUCUGUGGCUCUGAGCAAAGCGUGAAGGGCAGUCCCCAGAGCCAGCUGAAUGAAGGGCUGAUUCUUGUGAUGUUACCACCUGAGCACAGACCUGGCAUGUUGAACUACAGGCAGAUGAGUUGCUUUCCCCACCUCACUAUUACUGGAUUCAUUUUUCAGCUCCAAGAAAAAGGAGGAAAUUAAAGCAAAAGAGAAAAGGAGAAAAAAUCGGAAGAACAGGGCAAAAUGCAGAAGGAAAUGAAAACCAAACAGGAGACUGGAAAAGUGGCAGGGGAAGGUGGAGACAGCAGGUGAGAGACACUCUCACUGCCAAGAGGGCAUUCAGUCCUGCCUUCCAGUGCUCCAAACAGUGCCUCUGGGCUUGGCAACAUGAGCUGGCCAUAAAGUCCUGUGCAAAAGACUCAUGGCACCCUGAGGUCACCCACUGUUUUGGUUCCCGUUGUCCCUUCUAAGCAUCCACCCGUGUUGAGGUGGCACAGCCAGAGCUGCUAAUGCCCAUCGUGACAGGAGAGGGGCUCUCUCGCUGGGUGUGAAGGCCUCCCACAUCUCCCUCCCUGCCUGCCCUUAUGCCCUGUAGGCUGCUGUGGCUUCACUGGUUGUCGUGGGUUGGCUUCCCAUUUGGGUGGCUGCCCAAGAGCUCUGGCUGCCCUCUGGACAAAAUGCUGAUUCCUCCAGCUCAGUCCUGUGGCAGCUUGAUGUAGGGUCUUGAGAUGGUGUUCCUGCCUGGAUCACUGUCCGACAUGCCCAUGCCGGGGAGACAGUCACAACCCAUUUGGCUCUUUCCAUUAGACCUAAUAGCACAUUCAUCCUUAAAAGAUACAAUGCAGGUAGGAUCCUUCGUAGUGCAAUCCCAUAAUCAGGUCCAAGUUCCUUCUACAUUUAUCAGCACUGCCAGAAAACCCAGUGUGUGGGAACCUGUUGUCUAACCUUUGCCAGGGGGUUUCCACUCCUGAGCAAUCUCCUCCCCUUAUGGAUCUUGCCAGCAACCAGAAAAGUCCACAAGCUAAACCAGUCCCUCUGCACACUCACAGACCAGGGUGCAAGGCCUGAAUGAGCUGAUGUGACACCUUGUCAUCUCUAGCAAACUUGACUUCACUUUGGUUCGUGUCACCUCUGGGCUGACCUCAGUGAUCUCAGUCUGAAGCCUGCUUACUUUGUGCUGCUCAUUGUUAGUGUCCUACAGCAUCCUACAACCACCACCUGCCAGUUCCUGGUGCUCUCCUUGCUUAGUGGGAGGCUUCACCGUGGGCUGGAGGGAGCACCCUGUAGAUCACAGGAGCAAAUUAAGUCACAGAGAGCUCCUUUCCACUUUGCCAACCCUGUGUAACGAAGUGAGGUUCAGUACACAGUUGGGGUUGUUGUCCAGUCCGGGGUGACAGGCCAUCAUUGGCACCAUCCAUCCUGGAGUUGAUGGGACAGAUCGGGCCACUUGCUCCCUGCUCUUCCAGAAACUGUCCAGUGGCUGUUUUGCUCGGUUGCUCUGUGGUUACGUGCGCGGUGCAAUGCGGGUGUUUGCUUUGAUCCACACAGACCAAAGGCUCAAGACCUAGAAGGUCCCUCUCACUGUCCUCGCCUUCCCCAAGGCCUUCUUGGGAAGGGUGAGUAACAAAUCCAGUUUGGUUGGCAAGGAAAAGCCUUUGAUUCAAAACUUGCUCUCCUCAUUCAUCCCUACCUCCACCCUACAAGCCCCCAAGACCCAGACUUCAGCUGCAGAGCAGGCAGGGAGGAUGGCUGGGGGGAGAUGGGCAAGGUCCUGGACUGUUUUGUUCUGUGUUUGUGUGGCCGGUCAUGGAGAAGGAGACAGGCUGCUGCCCUGGUCAUACGAUACUAUUUGGCCUGUAUUUUAUUUGAUGGCAGAGGUGUGCAGCACACGGGAGCGACACUGUUUCAUGUGCAUUGAUUUCAACCCAAACAAAUAAAUGUCUGUUGGAA